This is a messenger RNA of Apis cerana (Asiatic honeybee), 2428 nucleotides long. RefSeq names its product cramped chromatin regulator (gene crm). The record is from RefSeq and is a predicted model, not a curated record. Gene Ontology annotation, biological process: pattern specification process. NCBI's taxonomy places the organism in Eukaryota, Metazoa, Arthropoda, Insecta, Hymenoptera, Apidae. Gene Ontology annotation, cellular component: nucleus. Gene Ontology annotation, molecular function: chromatin binding.
AUGGAAAAUAACACAAAAAACGAAGAUUGUGAAAUUCAGGGAAUCAAUUCAAUUACCAAAAAAGAAGAAGUUUUAUCUCAAAAUGUACAAAACUGUUCAGAAACGAAAGUAUCCACGGAUUCCAAGAAUACUCAAGUUCGUGUCGUUCGUGGAACUAAAAAAAUGAAAUUAGAUGUUUGUGAUAGUAAUAAUUUAGAAAAGAAAGAUUCCAAGGAUGAAGAAAAUAAUACGGAAGUAAAAGUAAGAUCUCUGAAAAGAUCUUGUGAAUUAUGGUCCAUGGAAGAUAAAAAUACCUUUUUCAAAGCAUUGAACGAAUAUGGAAAAGACUUUGAUGCUUUGCAAAGUUAUUUUUUAAAUCAAGGAAAGAAAAAAGGUUUGCCAGAUGUUGCAAUAAAAAAUAAGGAACAAAUAAGACAUUUUUAUUAUAGAACUUGGCUAAAAAUAUCAAAACACUUAAAAUUUUCAGAAGAUGUGAAAAAAACUUCACAAGAAUUAUAUGGAUUAAUUAAUUAUGGUGAACUUAGAAGAAAGUUACCACGAAUAUAUGAAAAAGUACAUUUAAAAUUAAAUGAACUUGUUUAUUGGGGUUCAACACAAGUUAGACUCAGAGGAAAAACUAUGAGAAUUAAAACACCUAUAUGUAGAGCAUUAAGAAAAUUGAAUCAAUUGGAAGAUUGGCAAGAAGAAAUUAAACUUCCUUCAAGAAUAACAAUUGAAUUAAGACCUCGUAAUAAUAUGGCAUGGUGGCAAGUACAAGCAUCAUCAAUGAAUCCAAGAAUACGCACUUUAUUGCCUAUACAAAGACGUUUGUCAAGUUUAUUAAUAUUUUUACAACAAAAAUGGAGACCUGCAAAAUAUAAUACAUUCCCUAAUGUAGAAAAUGCUAUUACUAACGAAAUGAAAGAUACUCGAUUGUUACGAGUGGCACCACCUGAAGGAAGUAAAAUUGCAUUACCAAUGGUGAAUCUUGGAGAAUAUCUCACUAGUAAUAGUGUUAGUUUAAAUUCUUAUGAAAAACGUUUAGGUCUGAAAAGUUCCAGAAUGGAUAUGUUAGGAUCUGUACAAUAUUUAAAAGGUGUUGGAAAAAAGGGAAUCAAGAAAAAUAAAAUGGAUAAAAAAUGUAUGAACCGUACAGAGGAUAAUUGUAUCAUGCCAGAUAAUAAUAGCGAUAUAGAUGUGAUAGAAUCUGGUAGUAAUGUUUCGGAAAAACCAUCGACUGUUAAUAAUUCCGAAACUGCUAGUCUAGAACAACAAACAGAAUUUAAUGGAUUUCCGGGCAGAGAAACUAUUGAAAGAAUUCGUAAAGGAUGGAAUAUUGAAGAAGCAAACACCAUCACUGUAGGAGAUCUCUUUUUAAUGUUUGGUCGCGAAUCAAAAGUAACAUUGGAAUAUUGGUGGGAUUGGAAUCAUCGAGAACACAUUGGAGAAUCUACAUCAACAAGUUUACACAACGACAAUCUAUGUCUUACGUUACAAAAAUUAUUAUCCAUAGCAAAACAUAGAUAUGGCACAAGUAAAGUAUAUGACAAUACUUCUGGGAGUAAUGAAACUGUGAUCUCCUCUCGAAUUCUUUCGACAAAAGAAUCGACUUUCAGAAGACCUUUAAUUCCACAAACUUAUCACAAAAUUGGAACUCCAGAUGCAUUCAAAACACAGUUAGAUAAGUUUAAGACACGUUUUAGUAAACGAGGCAGAACUGUAAGGCAAAAAAGCCUUAUUGUACAAAGGGUAUUGCCUAUCAUAUCUACACCAAAUAAUUCAUCAGAAGAUGUAAUAUCUAAUCCUCAAGAAGAAAAUAAAAUAAAUGAUUCUUCUAUAAAUAUUAAUGAUCAUCAAAAUGAAAAAUCGUCAUCUAUAAUUAUAAAUGAAUCACAAGUGAAAAAUUUAUUGGAUGAACUUGAAGUGGCAAGAGAUUCAAAACCUACAAAUUCCAUUAUAACAAGUGCUACACAAAUACUUAAAGAGGGAGAACAUCAAUGGUUGAAUAGCGAGGUAGCAGAUUUUUCAUUAAGUAGCUUUCUAGGUCAACUAGAGUCUCCUAUGAAGAUUUCACAGAGAAUUCAGAAUGAAGACAAUAUAGAAGAUAAUCGUCCAUCAUCCGAUGUUGUUUCACAUAUGCAGUGCCUGAUGGGAGAAAAUAGUGUUGAUUAUAUGGCAAAAUUUGCAAAUCUUGCAUCACAAAUUGCAUCGGAUGAUAAUAAAAAAUAAAAAUAUAAAUAAUUGAUUAGUUUUGUACAAAUUUUAACGAAAUAUCUAUUUUAAAUCAUGCAAAUUGAAUGAUGUUUUAUAGUUAGAAUAUGCAAUGAUAUUUAGAUUGACUAAUUUAUCUCUUUGAUAUUGACUUUCAUAGUUGACUGUAAUAAUAAUUCUAAUAUUGAUAAUAAUAAUAAUAAAUGAAAAAUAAAGUAAUUUAUACACAUAUAUAAAA